Drosophila rhopaloa is the source of this 3195-nucleotide messenger RNA. RefSeq lists its product as uncharacterized. The transcript is spliced from 7 exons. The coding region runs from base 728 to 1708 and encodes 326 amino acids. The record is from RefSeq and is a predicted model, not a curated record. Lineage: Eukaryota; Metazoa; Arthropoda; Insecta; Diptera; Drosophilidae.
GCGGGUCGGUUAGUGUAACGGUGGUAUUUCGCUCCCACUGCGAACAAAUAAAAUCAACUGGCUUGGCCCAAAAGUAAACAACAACAAUAAUUAAAUAACAUUUGUCCAGCGCUCGAGUGCUUCGUGUAUGUUUUUAACUAACUGGCCCGAUAACCGCUGGGGAAUUUGGCAUGCAAAAAUAGGGAAUAGAAAUUAUAUAAACACGAGAGCCGGGGAUUCAAUGACCGCUGGCUGGUUGGUGAGCUAAGAUAACCCGGCGAUAACGCGGUCCGUGGUUCAGUGGCAAUUUGCAUUGAUGAACUGUGUGCUCGUCGGCCGCCGUGAAUAACUAAAACCGAAAGCAAAACCAAAAGCAAUCCGUAUCCCCGGAGCGGGGGCAUCGAUAAUCAGAACCCAGGACCAGGAUCGCAGAGCCUCCUGCCGAUUAUCCUUUGAAGUCCCCAGUGAGUGAGUGUGUCUCUGUCAGUGUGCAAAGUGUGAAAAAGCGCAAAAUAAAUAUUAAAAGCGAAACGUGCGUGGAUUAGAAAGCAUAAAACCAACCGGCAAGCAAAGGAUCAGAAACCACAACAACUACACUGCAGCCGGGGCAAAAGUGCUGAAAGGGCUGCUGAAGUAUUCGAACGCGUUCGCCAUAAGACACUGCCGCCAGCAGACGGCGUCUGGCGCCGGAACUGUCUAGCGGCAGCAGCAGCAGCAGAUAUUGCGACUGUAGCGGCAACAAACAGACAUGGCCAGCCAAAGGAUACGGCCAGAGGAAGGACGAAGGAUGAGCGCCUGCCGACCGGGAGCCUUGCAUACGGCAUUCAAUAUGCUGGCGUUGAGCUGGAUUAUAAUCUCAGAGUUAUUGCUCAGUGCUCACUGCCUGAAGGAUCUGAAGAUAUUUGUACCGGAGGCCGUCAUCAUGGGAAAUGCAGCGACAUUGUCUUGUCAAUACGAUUUGGAGCAGGCGGCACUCUACGCGGUGCGCUGGUACUUCGGCCAAGAGGAGUUCUACCGCUUCGUUCCCCGCGAGGCCAAGCCCACAUUUGUCUUCGCCGUCGCCGGCAUUAAUGUUGAUCUCACCAAUUCGGAUGCCACAUCGGUGACCCUGAAAGGAGUCACCCGGGAGCUGAGCGGCACCUAUCAGUGCGAGGUCUCCGAGGACGCACCGCUCUUCCACACGGAGAUCCGCUCGGCACACAUGCAGGUGAUUGAGCUGCCCAAAGGCGAUCCUGUCUUGCAGGUGGACAAGAAAGUGAUCGGCAUCAACGACAACUUCAAGGCUGUGUGCACGGUGGGGCCUUCGUAUCCGCCGGCGAACAUCACCUGGACCGUCAACGGACGCGAGAUCCACAAGACUCCGCUGCAGCGCAUCACGCUGGACGCCUUCGACGGGUCCAACACGUACUCCUCGCUGGAGAUGUUCCCGAACAGCCAGGCCCUGCAAAGCUUCUUCGCGACGAACUACCAGCACAGUGUGAAGGUGCAGUGCGGCGUGUCCAUUCUGCACGUGUUCCACAAGAACGUCGAGGUGCGGAUCGGGCUGAACCGGGCGCCGGCGACGACCAUAUCGCCGAAUCUGCUGGGACUGGAGGGAUCCAAGCGGUAUGCCAACGGCGAUCCUGACAACUCGGCGCUAACUGGCGCCUCGCAGCGCUGCUGCAUCUGUUGCGAAGCUCUGGGCGCCAUUUCGCUGGCGAUUUUUACAUUAACGGUGGCGCAACUGUGACCGCAGCCCAUCGCUUAAACCGUUAAUGGGAAAUGAUGAAAACGCAGCCGGACAGUCACCUCCAAGGAAGAAAUAAUUAAAGAAUAACACUCGAAACGCUGUUCGAACAUAUGAAGCGUGUUUAAUUGCGAAAGGAACAACAACAACAAAAAGGAAAUGCAAAAAUCAAAAGCGAAAAAAAUUUAAUAAUUAUGGGAGCGGGGAAAUUCGUUGGCGACAGCGACCCUGCAUUGUCAACGCCUAGUAGCAUGUCCUUGUAUUUUAUAUAUAUUUUUUUUCAUUUGCCUCAUUCGCCAUACAAAAACAAAAGCAACUGGGUCGCAGUCCAAAAGUUCAAAGCGAAGGAAUAUUUUUAAUGCAUUAAUUAAUUUGCGGUGGCUACAUACAAAAUUCUGAUAAUAACAAUACAUUAAACAUAAGUCACCCGGGCCUGCAUUUCCACACAAGCUCGGGCAAAGGUCGAAGGGAAGGUUAAAGUAAUAAUAGUAAAAGUAAAUAUAUAGCGUAAAUUUAAAACAUAACAAGCGUAAUUGCAUGUUAUGUAUGGAGGCGGGAUGUUGAACUCUUCGUAAAAAAAAAACAAAACAAAACGCCUGCAGACAGACGGAAGUAUAGAAAAAAUCGAAUCCAUAAAUUUAAAUAAAUUAACACAUGCACUUGCAAACAAAACUUGCAAAACAAAUUACAUAACAGAAGAAAAACAACAAUUAAUAAGCAUAAGUGACACACAUUUAAAUACUAAGUACACCCUACCCUCCAACUACCGCAGCCUAGGCACAUAAGUAAUGUAAAUAAUUACUGUAAAGAACUCAAAUAAAAAACAAAACGACAUAAAUUAAUAAAUUAAUAAAUACGAAACCCUCACAUGGGCAAACAUUAAUUAAAGCUAGAGCAAAGUGUGGAGAAAAGUUAAAUACAAAACUAAUUAAGUCCUUAUGAAAAAUCAAUGAAAUCAAAAAACUCAAAAAUGGAUAUCGGCCAAAUUCAGUUUAAUUGAAUUUGUUUUAAUUUCAUUAUGGCUUAUUUGCGCUAUCGUUUUGUCCAUUUUCUGCUAAAAGUUUCGUUUCCGUUGAACGGUUUGCGUUGGCAGCAUAACAUGUACUUUGUUUUAGAAUAAAUUUACAUGAAUACAUGCAAAAUAUAUAUAUUUAUCGAAUAAUAAAUGUCGAGACGAAAGAAUUUAGUGCGUAUAUGUUAGUUGGAAGAUGUUAAGAGUAUAUUCUGCCGAAGUAACUACAAGUAAAUCCAAACUCCUUGGCCAAAGGACUAUUUUUAGAUGUUCAUGCGCAGCGCAAGGCUCAAAUAUCGAUUCAGGUUGCGUUUGAUUGUACAUCGUGCUCUGCAUAGACAUGUAUUUCUCAUCUAAGAUACGCAAAUUUGGAUGCGUUUCCAAUACCAGUGUGUAAGCCCAAAAUGCAAAAUAUUGUAAAUCAAAACAAACAACACAAAACGAUAUGAUUUUAGCAAGUUGUGGCAGGUCAAAAUAA